GUGGGACCCAAAGCAAUGAUUAGAAAUGGUGUGAUCGUGCCUCAAGUGAGCUGUAUUGAUCCUUAUGAUGGGAGCAUGUAUCCACCUGGCUCAGAGUGGAACACAGAUCAUUGCAUGAAAUGCAAUUGCCUUGGUGGAGAAAUGGAAUGCUGUAGCAGAUAUAAUGGUGUUGUAGGUGCUCCAGAAGGCUGUGAAGCUGUUGUUAAUCCUGAAACAUGCCAGUACGAAAUGUACCGCAUUGACAACCCUUCAGAACCAUGUAUCUGAGCCUCAGC
Messenger RNA from Gekko japonicus, 275 nucleotides. Its product is annotated as small serum protein 5-like. NCBI's taxonomy places the organism in Eukaryota, Metazoa, Chordata, Lepidosauria, Squamata, Gekkonidae. The record is from RefSeq and is a predicted model, not a curated record. Bases 16 to 267 code for a protein of 83 amino acids. The transcript has 3 exons.